This is a messenger RNA of Entrophospora candida, 1734 nucleotides long. The record is from the annotation of a GenBank genome assembly. NCBI's taxonomy places the organism in Eukaryota, Fungi, Glomeromycota, Glomeromycetes, Entrophosporales, Entrophosporaceae.
AUGAAAUUAUUAAAUAUUAACAAAGAAAAAGAAAAAUCUAACAGUAAUGGUUCAAUUCAAGAACAGUUCUCACCAAUUACUCCUGCCACCACCGAAAACAGCGAACUUGAAAACGUUAACAAAAACCCUUACAUGGAGGUAAUUUAUAAAAGAUUAAGAGCUAUGAGAAAGCGCAUGGUCAGAGUUGAAAAAUAUGAAGAAAUUGCUAAUUCUACUCCUGAUGGUAAAAAUCAAUUAAAUGCCGAUCAACUUAAUUCACUCGAAAAAAAAGGUGAACUUGCUGCAGUGAUUAAACAAUCCGAAGAUAUUUUGAAAUCAAUGGAAGCUGUUGAUAAAGAGGAGGUCAAAAAAGAAAAGGCACAAAAAAAGGCACAACAAGAAGAAAAUGAAAAGGCCAUUUCUAAUGCAAUCAAAGAAGCAAAGAAUGAACACACCGAAUCCAUCAUAUUUCUUCUUGAUUUUUUCCGAUUGGUCCACUUCCAACAAUUAAACAUCGUUCAAUUAUCAGAAUUGGAAUCAGAAGUGGUUGAAACGCUUCGUGCUAAACUUACUACAAUGGCUGAAGAAGCCAAAAACGAAGAGUUGAAAGAUCAACGUGUCAAAGAUAUUUUGGAUAAUGUUAAUAAGUUACAACAUAGCGAUGAAAAUAUUAUUAUGAAUUUGUUUACAAAUAGUAUCGUCGUACAAGAUUCUAACAAUAAAAAUGAGAAUGAUAAUAACAACUUGGAACAAGAAAUAACUUACUCUCGUGUUAGAUCAUUGAUACAAAGUCCACCAAUAUUAGAAACCACUGAAGUCCAGCUUGAACAAGAAGAUAUUGACGAUGACACAAAUAACAACAUUAACCAAGAAGAAUUUGUCAUCAUCAACAAAGAAACAGAAAAUAAUGCUGAUAAUAGCACAUCUAAUAUCAAUAAAAGUGAUUUAGAUCAAGAUGAAAAAUUGCAAAUCCAACCAGAAAUAGAAACAUCAAUCGAAGAAACUUCACAAAAUCAAACUGUUCAAGAAAGUGUUCGGCUAGCAGCUGAUGAUGUAACCGAUACUAUAGCAGCUGCACGAUUAAAUCAAACUGCUGAAAUAGAACAUCAAGCAUCAUCACCACCACCACCACAAAUAUCACAGCAAUUUCAUUACCCUGAACAAAAUCCCAUUGAACAAUCAAAUCAACACGAUGAUGAUACAAAUUUAACCCAACAACAACCGUCAAAUGUCGACGUAGUUACAAAUGAUGAUAAUAAUCAGCAAAUCUCACAAGAACAAUCAGUCACAACAUCUCAAGAAUACGUUAUUCAACCAACUCAAAUUUCAAACGACGAAAAUUUAACUCAAUCGAUAACAGAGCCUAUAUCUACUAUACCUACAUCUGUAACUGAUACACAACAACAAUCACCGCCAAUAGUAUUAUCACAACAACAACAAACCUUUGAAUCUGAAUCACAAAACCAACAACCAUCCAAACCGCAAAUAAGACAAUUCGUAUCCAAACAACUUGGCGAUACUCAACCCCCACCAUUAACACCAAGAAAUCAAGGUAAUUCAAAUAGAGGUUACCGCCCAGCUUACCGCAAUAAUAGUAAUCGCACCAGUGGUAACAAUAACAGUGGUGGCAAUAACAACGGUGGAUAUAAUAAUAAUAGAGGAGGAGGCCAAAGUCAAAGAAGGGAUAGCGGUAGUUAUAAUAGUGGAAGUUACAACAACAGCAAUUAUAAUAACAGCAAUUAUAAUAAUGGUUAG